This is a messenger RNA of Pelobates cultripes (western spadefoot toad), 522 nucleotides long. The record is from the annotation of a GenBank genome assembly. Lineage: Eukaryota; Metazoa; Chordata; Amphibia; Anura; Pelobatidae.
AUGGAUAAGAAUUACUUUUGUUCCAACCAAGGAGGGGGUGAUCUACGAAUACUUCCAACUCUAUGUGAAAUUUUUCAAGAAAAUAUGCAAGAUGUUACUGGCAUAGGCCAUCCACCUUACUCACAGAAUAUGGUAGACUAUGCCUAUGAAGUAAUUCAACAAGAUGACGGGCAGUGUCCACCUCAAACGACAAACUUAAUGAACCAGUUCCCCCACUACCAUAACAGCCCUACACAGCCUAAUGCUUACUACACAAUGAAUAGUGGACAGCCAUGGAUACAACCACUAAACCACUACCAUAACAGCCCUACACAGCCUAAUGCUUACUACACAAUGGAUUCUGGACAGCGAUGGAUACCACCACUAAACCAAAAUCAAACACCUGACUACCUAAACCACGUAUGUCAAGUAUGUCCCCAUCAAGCCGUCAGUCCUACAAGUACCAUAUCCAGUGCUGAAAGCUGCACCCCUGCAAGUACUAUAUCACAGGGGUCCACUGAAAGAGUAGUCUCAGAUGUUGAG